UUUAUUAACAAGUUACAAUCGUUAAUGAGUUUCCAAAUCCACCAGCAAUCUUUUAGUACUUCUCUCUCUCUCUCUCUCUCUCUCUUUGUGUGUAUGUGUGUAAAGAUCACACAGAACAAGAUUUUUCUGCAUAAAUACACUCAACAAGGCCUUUGAAGCUCUCCUAUAUCUUGGACUCGAUGGGUUUUCCUCAACCUCCAAAUCCUUCACACCUUUCUCAGGCAGUUCAACUUAAGCUUUACCAAGCUUUCAUAUUCUCAAUUCCCAUCCUUUUUUCUAUUAUUCUCCUUCUGCUGUUUUACUUGUUCUACCUCAAGAGGAGAGCUUCCAUUCUCUCAUAUCCUCCACCAAUACUUCCUAUAAGUUCUAAUCCAGCUAAUUCAUUUAUUACCUUAACAUGUGAGGUAGGUCUGAAGGGGGAUAUCAAGGACAAGCUUCCAGUAAUCUUAUUUGAUGAGGAACUAAGGACAAGGGAAUCACAAUGUUGCGUAUGCUUGGGAGAAUUCGAGAUCAAAGAAGAGUUGCUCCAAAUCCCAUUGUGCAAACAUGUGUUUCAUGUUGAAUGCAUACAUCACUGGCUGCACUCGAACUCAACUUGUCCACUCUGCAGACGCUUGGUGAUCGUCCCCACCACCAAACUUCACAAUCCUGCUCCACCUACUAUAUCAGAGGCCUUCCAGCAAGAAACCACAACAGCUUCCAACCAGCAGCAACAGAGUGAAUCAUCGGAACAACAGCAGCAGCAACAACAAGAAGACGAUGAUAGCUCAAAUAUCACCAAUAUAUCAAGAGAACAGAUAACAGUAGCCAUUGAAGGAUCAUCGAGUGUGAGUGUAUAUUUAAUGGAGUGCUCUGGCCGAUUACCUUAGUAGUGAGUACUAUUCCGUUUGUAGGGAGAAUGAGAUGGUUCAAAAUCAAGAAUCAGCAGUUCUCCAUAGCAGAACACCAUAAAUUAUGGAGCAUAUCAUGCCUUCUUUUCCAAGUUGGAAUAAGUGCACUAGUUACACACCAGUUCUGAAGGCUUGUUGGCAGGCACAUGCCUGUUGAACAUUCACAUUCUUUUUGCUGUGUUAUUGCUUUUCCAACUUUUUUUAAGGCGGCUAAUGUUAGUAUUAGUGAAGCAGAGGGAAGAUCAGCAUAGUUCUGGAUGCAGUCAUUUGAGGUUUGUGUAAUUUGCUUUUUCUCACUUCAUGCAAUAGUAGAAAUGGAAAGUCACCGGAGGAUAGAAAGAACAACUCUAAAUCUUAAUUUCCUUUAUUUUUGUAAGAGAAUUGAAACUGCUAUGCAAGGAGUCCAUUCAAGAAAUUAUGCAAUUAUCAUAAUUUUGGUGAGCA
This is a messenger RNA of Alnus glutinosa, 1334 nucleotides long. RefSeq names its product probable E3 ubiquitin-protein ligase RHA4A. NCBI's taxonomy places the organism in Eukaryota, Viridiplantae, Streptophyta, Magnoliopsida, Fagales, Betulaceae. The coding region runs from base 180 to 869 and encodes 229 amino acids. The transcript has 3 exons. Gene Ontology annotation, biological process: protein ubiquitination. Gene Ontology annotation, molecular function: transferase activity. The record is from RefSeq and is a predicted model, not a curated record.